Archocentrus centrarchus (flier cichlid) is the source of this 2558-nucleotide messenger RNA. RefSeq names its product spermatogenesis associated 2 (gene spata2). The record is from RefSeq and is a predicted model, not a curated record. Gene Ontology annotation, biological process: regulation of tumor necrosis factor-mediated signaling pathway; regulation of necroptotic process; protein linear deubiquitination. NCBI's taxonomy places the organism in Eukaryota, Metazoa, Chordata, Actinopteri, Cichliformes, Cichlidae. Gene Ontology annotation, cellular component: cytoplasm.
AGCUAUUCAUUAAAAAAAAAAAACAAUAUAUAGGUAGGUAAUUUUUCAGAAUUAUCCAGGUACUCACAGCGAAAAAGCAGAAAAUCUUUAUGCAAACCACCGGAAAUCAUCAUGACUGUGGGAGAUCUGUCAUUGUGCACUACGAGUCCAUAUUUUUUCCAAAAGAAAAAAAAAAAAAAAGACCGGGGGAUGAUGUAGUUGGGGUCUGUAUCCCCUUUCCUUAGCACGUGGGCUCCUGAUGCUGAUGAACUGUCAGGAUUAGGCGCAUGCGUGUUGUUAUACUGGGAAUUUCCAACAGCUGAGGAGGCGUAGCUAGCCAUGACUAGCACUUGUUAAAGCUUGGAGAUGGCUGAGAACAACCACAACGUCAUGAAUUUGACUUCUAGAUGAGUGACCUUGAACUCUACAAAUGCUGAAACCAAGAAAGGGAAUAGCUACAACUGUGUGUUAAUAGAGCGCCAAGACAAACCUUCCCCAACAUUAUCUUGCACGACAGAGGCCUGUUUUCCUGGAAACAAGUUAGGCUUUGAGCCAAAACCAGAGAUGCUCAUACUAAGGAGUCCUUACGGGCUGCAGCAUAGCUACGCCAACUGAAAGCACCAGACAGCUGCACCUCUUGCUUAGAGGAUGUGCUGCUGAGUGGAUGCAAAGAUUCACUCCUCGUCCAUUGCUCUAAAACAUUAACAUUUAGUGUGGCCCAGUGUGUACAAUUUAAAAAAAAAAAAAAAAAAAAAAAAAAAAUGGUAACCAAAAAUGGUGCCUGAAUGUGGCAUUUUGUGGCAGGGUAUGCUAAAAGGCGUGAGGCUCUCUCAGAAAAGUAUAACAGCUGACUAAUAGUCUGCUGCCAAUAAUGGAUGCAAAGUUAAAAGAGGACCUGUUCCGGAGGUAUGUGACAGCACUGGAGAAGCGCCUGGAGGAGGGAGGGAGUCACACGGGGACUGGAAGUACACAAGACGGAGACAGAAGUAGACACAAGGACAGUGAAGCCCUACUUUCCACAGCCACGGCUCUACUAGGAGCCUACCAGCCAGAUCCGGGGCAACGAUUUCGCAUGGUGCGUUUCUAUGAAGUGGUGGAGAACUCCCUUCGCUCCCAGAGAGGAGUCAACCUCAGGAGCCUGGAGAGAGCCUUCCACACCCUGGAAACCAUCUGCACCAACCUCCUGCUCUUCCCCUGGAAAAAGGAAUUCAGAUGUAUAAAGACCUUCACUGGCCCAUAUGUGUACCAUCUGCAGUCUGCCAUUUCUGAUACUGAACUCCGAACUCUAAUGCGCACCAUUGGCUACACCUGUGACCAUGAUUCGCAGUUCCAUUUGCAGGAGCACCCAGGAGGUGCCACUCAUCUGCGGCAGUUGGCCUUUGAACUCUUCCUGGCUCAGGCAGAGUGUCGUCUUCUGGGAGAGGUGGUGGCUUUGGCCCGUGGUUCAGCUUCAGAACUGGAGGCCCUGGAGCUCCGCAGAGGUUGCAGAGAUGACGCAGCUGGCUGUGCUGAAGCGCUCCGCAGACGUGACAGCCUUGGGGCAGAUAUGGCUCGCCUGUCUGUGCGGCCAUUGGAUAUAGAAAAGCCUCAUUCCCACCACCUUAGGCGAGGUAGCCGACCGUCAAAGUCUGUGGAUGUUACGGAUGGGGCUGGUCACUGGCAUGCAGCGGUUAGCAAGCCUGUCUUGAAGGCUUCAUUGAGUCUAAGGAAGGAGCCUCUGUUUGUUGAUGCAGAAGAGGAUAUGAAGGAUGAGAUCAUCAGGCCCAGCACCUCAGUAUCUCUUUCCUCUGUGGCAGCUCCACCUUCCUAUAGCCCUGUUGCAGAUUUCUUCCCAAUUCAGUCACCUCCCCCAGUGGAUCCCUACACAUCCUAUCAUCCAUCCUCUUUAGAUGAGAUUGACUUGUACACAGAGAGGGGUGGGGCUGGUACAGGAGGAAGGUUGACUCCAUCUCGACCUCUGUCCAGAGAGCCUCGAGAUGCAAGGGAUGGGUGGCUGCUCAAAGCUCAUGGUAGUGUGAAGUGUCAAGGUUGUGGGCUGGCUUGCUCUACAAUGGCCUCCUGCCAGAGGUGUGACAUGAUCCUCUGUUCUGCCUGUCAUGAUGUGGAUCCCUCCCCUUGCUGUGGCCUCCAGGACUACCAUCCCAAAUCCCCACGACCUCUUGAUGGAUACAUUCCUGUCAAGGAAAAGCUCUCUGUCUACUCUAAUACUCAUACUCACUCCCACCUCCAUCCACACCCCCUCACACUGACCCACUCACAUUCUCAUCCCCACCCUCACCCCCAGAUGGUGGAGAAACCCCUCAUGUCCACUAAGCUAUUUCCCAGCAAGUCUGUUGCCUUGACAACUCCAAAGGGAGGCAGCAGUGAGCGAAUAAGCAUGGGGGGAUCGCGGUGUGGGUUUUGCAACAAGCCAGGUGCAACACAUACCUGUGUGAACUGUUCCAAAGUGUCAUGUGACUCAUGCAUGGGCUUGUAUGCAAAAGAUAUGUGCACGCGAAAGAAUGCUCAGCACAACUUUGUGCCCAACCAUCAGCUCAACUUCAAAUCUGGCACCAUAUCUCAUUUGGUGUACCGAUGAA